UUACAUUACCCAAAUGUCUUAUGCGAAAAGUUAUCAAAAGAUUGACUGAACGUUAAAUUAUAGGUUACGACUAAUCAAUUUAAUAUGUCUAAAGCAAUUAACUAGUGAACAGUAAUUUCAGUUCUCACUCUCCUCUUCGGAAAUGGCGGCGAGCUAUGUAUGGAGAAAAUAUGCAGAUUAUUUGUACACAAAGUGGGAGAAAACCUAUCUAUGGGACAUGGUUGAACCUUACAGAAGACCUAAAUCCUUCACUCCUGUCGUUGCUACUUAUAUCGCUGCUUUCUACACUGGAGUUAUUGGCGCUGCCAUCACUGAACAACUCUACAAGGAAAAGUACUGGGAAGAGAACCCUGGGAAAGCAGUUCCUCUCAUGAAACCAAAGUUUUAUGGGGGACCAUGGAGAGUAAUGGGGGGUGAGAUUCCAAAAUACGAGUGAAAAGCUCUUGAGGCAUGUUUCAUGCUUAGUUCCAAUUCAUCACAUCUCACCACUGUUUAUAGUUAAGGACUGUUGGUGUCGAUGGAAAUUUUGCAAUGUAAUUUUCUGGCAAAACCCUUUAUCAUGUCAGAAUUGUUUUCUUUUCUCUUGGCUCAUGAUAUUGCUGAAGAAUAUAUAAUUUGAUUAUAAUGUAUAUGAA
Molecule: messenger RNA, 635 nt
Organism: Medicago truncatula (barrel medic)
Lineage: Eukaryota; Viridiplantae; Streptophyta; Magnoliopsida; Fabales; Fabaceae
Exons: 2
Coding region: 143-436 (97 amino acids)
Source: RefSeq, a predicted model, not a curated record